AACUGCACAUGCCAGGCUGCAAUUGGUUACUGGCUCAGGACAGCCCCCUCAUACUGGGGCCCUGGGGGAUUUUAAGCAGGUUCCAGGAACCCCCCGCUCAGUUCCUGGUCCCCCACUCUCCCAACCCUGCAGACCCUGCCCCAGCUAUGGCUCCUGGGGCUCCCUCGUCCAGCCCCAGUUCUAUCCUGGCCGCACUGCUCUUCUCCUCAUUGGUGCUGUCCCUGGCCCAGGCCAUUGUCGUGUACACGGACAGGGAGGUCCAUGGCGCUGUCGGCUCCCGAGUGACCCUGCACUGCUCCUUCUGGUCCAGCGAGUGGGUCUCGGAUGACAUCUCCUUCACCUGGCGCUACCAGCCCGAGGGGGGCCGCGAUGCCAUCUCAAUCUUCCACUUCGCCAAGGGGCAGCCCUACAUCGACGAGGUGGGCACCUUCAAGGAGCGCAUCCAGUGGGUAGGGGACCCGCGCUGGAAGGACGGCUCCAUCGUCAUCCACAACCUGGACUACAGCGACAACGGCACGUUCACCUGUGACGUCAAGAACCCCCCGGACAUCGUGGGCAAGACCUCGAAGGUCACACUCUACGUCUUCGAAAAAGGUGCGCGAGGAGACGGAGGACGGGUCUGGGGCCCUGGGAGGCGGGCGGAGGCAGCUGGGGUCACCCCGCCCGCAGGGGAGGGGGCAGGUCCGGCUGGGCUCUCACUGUCCCUCGGGGCUCGGGGCGCAGGGGCGGAGGCCCCCCAGGGCGCGAAGGUGGUGGUCAUCGAGAUGGAGCUUCGCAAGGACGAGCAGAGCUCGGAGCUCAGGCCCGCAGUCAAGUCCCCCAGCAGAACCAGCCUCAAGAACGCCCUCAAGAACAUGAUGGGCCGGGACUCGGACCCGUGACCAGCCCAGGCCCUGCAGAGCCGGGGCCCGGGCUCCCUUUGCCCCUCUAGGUGCCCUGCCCUGCCCUCACUUCGCUCUGAGAUGUAAGUUUCACUCCAAAAUUCAUUCCCCAGGCACGUCAUACUCUCCCCCACCUCCACCCCCUGGCUUUCUGGGAGUCCAGGGCCUGAUCCUACCCUGCACCGCCCCAAGGACUGUGUGUUUGGUGCCUGUCCCUCCGGCACCGAGAAGAAAGGGACCUUGCUACCCCGCGCCUCGACUCCAGGCCGCCUGCACCCGUGCCCCUGCACCCAACCUGUCCCGCUGCCUCUUCCCUCCCUGACCCUCCCACCCCUCCGUCAGGGGCCCUGCCCUACUGUGUGCUCUCAGCUAACACCGGGUCAUGCAGAUCAGCUCCCUGCAGGGUUUAUUCCGGUUCUUUUAUUUUUUUAAUCCAAGCUUGUCGGUUGGUUUGCCGGUGCCCUUGCUCUGACCCCCAUGACUGAGUACCAAUGACGUCAUGUGGAUGUUUCGAUUCCCCGCCCCCAUUCCGUCCUUCAGGGAGUCCGCCGGGCGCAGGGCCCCCGACGCCCGCCCUCUGCGGCCGCUCGGAGCACUGUCCUGGGGCUCGAGGUCCUGGGGGAGGAGGGACAACGAUCCUCAGGUCAGGAGUUGAGGAAAGGGGCAGAUGAGCCUUAAGAAAUGGCUUUUAAACAACCAAACAGAAAGGAGGAAAACAAAUGGGAACUAGGGUGAAAGGGAAGAGGCUACACUCCCAGCCACAGGGGAUUCUUAGAAUUUUUCUACAUUCUGUAUAUUUCUUCUCAACCCCCAAAUGUCCUCAUAUGUUUAAUAAACACUGACAUUUCCAGAA
Myotis davidii is the source of this 1734-nucleotide messenger RNA. It is a transcript of the gene MPZ, whose product is annotated as myelin protein zero. Lineage: Eukaryota; Metazoa; Chordata; Mammalia; Chiroptera; Vespertilionidae. Gene Ontology annotation, cellular component: membrane. Gene Ontology annotation, biological process: myelination. The transcript has 4 exons. The record is from RefSeq and is a predicted model, not a curated record. The coding region runs from base 9 to 881 and encodes 290 amino acids.